This is a messenger RNA of Drosophila novamexicana, 1107 nucleotides long. RefSeq lists its product as uncharacterized. The transcript has 2 exons. Lineage: Eukaryota; Metazoa; Arthropoda; Insecta; Diptera; Drosophilidae. Bases 1 to 1107 code for a protein of 368 amino acids. The record is from RefSeq and is a predicted model, not a curated record.
AUGAAGCUAUUCCCCUUCAUCCAAUACUUUAUUGUUUGCGUAUCGCAGAAAUUCUGCGUCAUCGCGUUAGCACUUAUUGGCCUGGUGGCCGCGGAUGUCAGUCACCUUCAACAUCCGGGCUAUAGCUAUGGCGCCUCCUCCUCAUCCUCGUCCUUCUCGGAGGGUCAAUUGGCACUGCCAGGUGGCGAUUCCAGCAGCUAUCAGCCAGAGCACUUGAUUCCCCAAAACCUAAAGACGGUUAAUGUGGAAACAGCUUCUGCCCAGAUCAUUCCUGGUGGCGAUUCCAGCAGUUAUCAGCCAGCUCAAGUGGAAAGCGCAUCUGCCCAGGUCAUUCCUGGUGGCGACUCCAGCAGCUAUCAGCCAGAGCAAUUGAUUCCGCAAGCUCUGAAGACACUUAAUGUGGAAACCGCUCCUGCAGCUGAUGCGCCAGAGUCGUUUAACCUUGGAGCCGAUACCCAGACGCCGGAGCAGUUCAUUCCAGAGGCCGAUCGCAUUGCCCACUACAGCUACAUCCAGUCGCAGGGUCAGGCGGCUGCUCCAGAGGCUCAGGUAGCGACGGUUUCUGAGUCAGUCAACAUUGGAGCCGAUACCCAGACACCAGAGCAAUUCAUACCCGAAGCGGAUCGCGUUGCCCACUACAGCUACAUUCAUUCGCAGGGCAAGGCUGUUCUGCCGACCCCAGCUGCCGCUGCCCAAGUCGUUCCUGGCAGCGACUCCAGCAGCUAUCAGCCAGAGCACUUGAUUCCCCAGCAUCUGAAGGCCGUUCAUGUGGAAAGUGGCACCGCUGCUGUAGCUACCGAGUCGUUCAACCUUGGAGCCGACACCCAGACACCGGAGCAGUUCAUACCCGAGGCCGAUCGCAUUGCCCAUGCCACCUAUGGACAGGAGCAGGCGCCAGUGGUGAUUGGUGCCAAUACCAUUACACCUGCGCAUCUGUACCAGGAGCCCACAUCGAAUGGCAUUGAGGAGUUCAACGCGGAGACGCACGUGCCCGUCGUGAUUGGACGCGAUACGAUUACACCAGCUCAUCUGCAGGCCAAAUACUCAGCUGGCGCUAGCACCAACUAUGGCACUCAAUACGGAUCCAAUGGCGGUUAUGUUUACUAA